AUGCGCCUUCAUGGCUCACAGAUAUCCUCCUUGAACCUGUGUUGCCGGCGAGGGGCAAAGACGCGGUCAACAGUGAAGCUCAAGGAUUUGCCGCAGGGUGUUUUGAAACUAGAACCCUAUAACGAUGGGGCGGACGAAUUGCCCCAGUAUCCCACGGUCCUACAAGGACACCGGAACAAUAUGCAAAAGUUCAAGAACUGCGUCAUCUUGACCCGGGUGGGUGGUUUUUAUGAGCUGUAUUUCGAACAAGCUGAAGAGCUCGCUCCGCUGCUUAAUCUAAAGCUUGCCUCCAAGAAGAUCAACAAGGGAUCCGUUCCGAUGGCAGGCUUUCCGUUUUUUCAGCUUGAUCGGUUUUUGAAGAUUCUCGUUCAGGAUCUGAAUAAAUAUGUUGCUAUCAGCGAAGAAUUUGCCAUUCAGCCGGAAGACAAACCGCGGUUGGGAGGUGUGAUGUUCGAUCGAAAGGUGGCAAGGAUCGUUACGCCAGGGACCCUCAUCGACGAGAAAUUCAUGGAUACAUCCGAGAAUAAUUUCCUUCUAUCAAUCUGGGUGGAUAUCAAGUCUCUUCAAAACCAGCUGGAUCAGCAGGAAGCAAAAUCAUUGCAGCAUGUAUUCGCGUCGACGUCUCAGAAGGUAGGUCUAGCCUGGCUAGACCUCUCAACCGGCGACUUCUACACGCAGCACACAACCACUCAGAUGCUCCCAUCUGCAAUUGCACGAGUUGGCGCCCGCGAGAUCUUGGUCGACCAGGAUGUUCGAGAUUCGAUUGGCCUCGAGCUACAGCAGCUCGUCGGGCCCGAUCAUCAGCUCGUAACAUUCUUUGAUUUCCCAAAGAAGAUCGCAUCGAUGGCAGAAUGGACUCCCAUGUUGGAGGCACCUCUGCCAUCUGAAACCAUUGCCUCCUUUCCACCCGAAGAAGUCGCUGCUGGGUAUAGUCUCUUAGAAUACAUUCGGGUCCAGCUGCAGGGCUUAAAACUAAAACUUCAACCGCCUUGCCGUCGGCAGUUGGAUGAAUCCAUGGUCAUCGACCGGAACAGCCUCAGAGGGCUAGAGAUUUUGGAGACCGCUCGCGAUGGUUUCGGCAAAGGAAGUCUUCUUCACGCGGUACGACGAACCUCGACGAAGAGCGGGGCUCGUCUGCUAAGAGAUCGUCUCACCUCUCCAUCCACUUCAAUGGCGGUGAUCAAUGAGCGCCUUGAUCUCGUGUCGGUUUUUUUUAAAGACCAUCAUCUGCGAAACGACGUUAUCGAACUCCUCAAACGAAGUUAUGAUGCCCAGCGUCUCGUCCAGAAGUUCACACUGGGCAAGGGUGACCCAGAUGAUUUGCUUUGUCUGUCGAGAGCGAUAAAUGCUUCCAAAGAGAUCAAGAGGGUGCUAUCAGCCACUGGCCAUGAUAUGUCUGGCUUCGAGCGCAGCCUCAUGUCUAUGGCCAAUCGAAUUUAUCUGGAUGGGCCUGUGAUACUGGCGGAGAAGAUUCUGGCAGCCAUCGAUGAAGAGGGUUUGCUGCAAAAACAGCGCAUGGAGGACACCACUGCCGCUGAGGUGGCAAGCUUAGCCCAGCAGGUUGUGGUCAACGAAGCUUUACCGGAGGAAAUAGAUAUCCUACCCAAAAAAGCACAAGCCAAGGGUGCAUACCGCUCAAAAGCAGAUAUGCAACCUGAUGUUUCAGGUGUCGAUACUUGGAUUAUGAGACGACAUGCUACGCCUAAACUAUGCCGUAUCCAUCAAGAACUAGGCGACCUUUUGAAAGAACAGUCCGAUUUGACCGACCGUCUCCGAGAGUCUGUUGGCUCUUCGUCGCUUACCCUGAAAUGGACACCUGGUCUAGGACACAUCUGCCAUGUAAAAGGUGGGAAGAUUUCUCAGGACGCACUUGAACAAGUGGGCGUCACACGGACCUUGUCAUCGACCAAAUCGACACGUUCAUAUUACCUCCCACAGUGGACCAAGCUUGGCCAAAACAUCGACCAGGUCAAGCUGAAGAUCCGUCAAGAGGAACAACAAAUAUUUGAAGACCUCCGUCGGGCCGUCAUUCUGAAUCUGGUCAAAAUCCGACGCAAUGCUGCGGUGAUGGAUGAGCUGGAUGUCGCCUGUUCUUUUGCCAUUCUAGCUGAAGAACAGCAAAUGACUCGCCCACAGUUGACCAAAGGAAAUGGGUAUAAGAUAUUAGGCGGAAGACACCCCACCGUCAAACUGGGACUAGAAGAGCAAGGGCGAUCAUUUGUCACCAACGACUGCUUUUUGAACGACCAGGAGCGGAUUUGGCUCAUUACUGGCCCCAACAUGGCUGGAAAAAGUACCUUCUUGCGACAAAACGCAUUGAUAACGAUUCUCGCCCAGGUUGGCUCGUUCGUUCCUGCAGCAUAUGCGGAAAUUGGAGUCGUCGAUAAGAUCUUCAGCCGCAUUGGCGCUGCAGACGAUCUGUUCCGUGACCAGUCCACGUUCAUGGUGGAGAUGCUCGAGACAGCCACCAUUCUCAGGCAAGCGACACCGCGCUCCUUUGUGAUCAUGGACGAGGUAGGCCGAGGCACGACCCCGGAAGAUGGCACCGCUGUAAGCUUUGCUUGCCUUCAUCAUCUCCAUCAUCAUAAUCAAUGCCGUACGCUUUUCGCCACCCACUUCCAUGCCCUUGCGGACAUGACGGCGGACUUUGAACAUCUGGGUCGGUAUUGCACUGACGUGAAGGAGAUGCCGUCUGGAUCUUUCUCAUUCGUUCAUCGACUGCGCAAGGGUGUAAAUCGCAAUUCUCACGCUCUCAAAGUCGCCCAUCUUGCCGGUCUACCUGCCGAGGCCAUUGAGAUAGCAAGAAGCGUUCAGAAAGCCUUGAGAGCACAACAUUCGGGAUCCCCCGAACACUCUAUCCAUUGA
Messenger RNA from Penicilliopsis zonata CBS 506.65, 2865 nucleotides. RefSeq lists its product as hypothetical. Lineage: Eukaryota; Fungi; Ascomycota; Eurotiomycetes; Eurotiales; Aspergillaceae. Gene Ontology annotation, molecular function: mismatched DNA binding; ATP binding; ATP-dependent DNA damage sensor activity. The transcript has 4 exons. Gene Ontology annotation, cellular component: nucleus. The record is from RefSeq and is a predicted model, not a curated record. Gene Ontology annotation, biological process: mismatch repair. The coding region runs from base 1 to 2865 and encodes 954 amino acids.